AUGCGAAUAAAUCUCCCAGACAUCUUGUUGGUUCCAAAACCUGCAGAUUUGACCUCAAGCUUCUCCCCUGACGGCAUCUGCCCCGAGGGAGACAUUGUGCUAGAGGUCGGGCAUGAGAAGGAGCCGUUGAGAGUAGAAUCUGACUUCCUCACGUACACAUCGGGACCCUUCAAGGACAUACUUGAUAGCAUAGGCUAUCAUAAACGGCCGCCUCGUUGCGCAGAUGAACCACUUUCGACGCCCACUGUGUGGUUAGAAGAUGAUGAUUUCAAUGCAUUGUACACCAUCUGCUGCGUUCUUCAUCAUCAACCCGACUUGCUGCCACCGUUUCUCGUGCCGGAACAGAUACUGCAGGUUGCCUUGGUGGCAACAAAGUACGACUGGUCCAAGGCGCUGACGUUUGCCCGGGCGUACUGGCUCAAUCCUGCCGAGAAGCCCAGCUUUAUCGACGCGGCAUACCUCUUUGCAGCCACAGCUGCCUUUGGAGACGAAGACCUCUUCAGAUACCACAGCUUACAAAUCAUUCUUGGGUAUAUCGAGCCAUACACGGAGUUGCGAAAGUAUAGGAGCAUCUGCCAAGUUCUGCCCGUAAAGAUCUUCAGUACUGAUCAAGACCUACGUGUAGAUAUGCUGGAAUGGAAAAGAAUCCGUUUACGGAUCGAACUGUCAAAGCUCAUGUUUCAGGGAGCAUUUGCUCUAGUGGCGUGCAACUGGGACUCGAGGCGACGGGACAGGUUUUUCCAUCUCCAUCAGGCAAAGUACAACCCAUUCAAGAUAUCUGAAGUGCCGUUAUCUCAGGUCAUGGAUGACAUGCGUAUGGCGUCGUAUGAAGAAACGGGCAGACCAGAGCACAAUGCAUCGUGCGGCGACCACAAUCUCCAUGCUGCCGAGUUCGCGAAUCGACUGGCACAAUUGCAAUGGGACUCCUGUAUCGAUAUGGCCGUCAUAAACUCAGAUGCAGACGCAGACGACGUUGAAGACGUUUCCAGCGACAAGGAUGAUUGCAUUUCGAUUCAUCUAGACGCGGAGGGGGCAAGUUCAGGUGAGCAAGAGACGAUAGUUGAUGGGCAGUAA
Messenger RNA from Pestalotiopsis fici W106-1, 1074 nucleotides. RefSeq lists its product as uncharacterized. Bases 1 to 1074 code for a protein of 357 amino acids. NCBI's taxonomy places the organism in Eukaryota, Fungi, Ascomycota, Sordariomycetes, Amphisphaeriales, Sporocadaceae. The transcript has 2 exons. The record is from RefSeq and is a predicted model, not a curated record.